Molecule: messenger RNA, 1704 nt
Organism: Dictyostelium discoideum AX4
Lineage: Eukaryota; Evosea; Eumycetozoa; Dictyosteliales; Dictyosteliaceae
Exons: 4
Coding region: 1-1704 (567 amino acids)
Source: RefSeq, a predicted model, not a curated record
AUGAGAAAUCUUGAAAAUUAUUUAUUUUCAAAUAAAUCAUUUAAUUCACAAAAAGAAGGUUAUAAAAAUAGAAUAUCAGUUAAUUUAUUUAUCAGACCUGUAGAAUCAUCAUCAUCAUCUUCGUCAACAUCAUCAAGAUCACCAUCAGUUGUUUUUAAAUCAUAUAUUAAUGAUCAUAUUAGUAAUAAUGAAAGAUAUACAUCAAUAAUAAAUCACAUUGAAUCCAAAGGUCAUAUUAUUGAACAACUUCACCCAUAUUCUUCAUUACCAUCAUCACCAUCAAAUGAUAUUCACUAUGCUACAAUUGGAAGUGAUAAAUUAUUAUCAAAUUUACCACUAUUAAAAGAUCAUAUUAUUAAUAAAAUUCCAUUAAUAUUUUUAGAUGUUAACAAUAAUGAGAAUAAAAAGGAAUUUUGUGAAAUGGUAAAUAAUGUUUGUACUAUGGAUAAUGAUCAUCAUAAUAUAUUAGCAUACAUUCCAACUACUAAGAAUGGUUUAGAAUAUCAUAAAGUAUUUAAUUGGAUUAAUGAAACAAAUAGCAAUAUUGAUUCCCAAAGUAGUGAUAUUGGUAGUGGUAGUAGUAGCAGAAGUUAUGUAGCAACAAUUAUUAAUAGUACAAUUGAAUUUGGUGAAAAUGAAAAUAUUGAAACAAAUGAAAAUCAUAAUUUUAAUAAUCAAUUUAAACCAAUUACAAAUUUAUUAUUAUCAAAAUUAAUGGUUAAUAAAGAUGAAAGCAAUAAUGAUGAUAAUGGUUAUGUUAAUCUUAAUGAAAAUAAUAGUCCAUCAUCAUCAUUAAUACCACCAACAAAUUCAUCAAUUCCAUUUAAAUAUUUUGAAAGUACAUUUGCAAAUUCAUUCAUUGCUUAUAUUAAUCCAAGUUUAACAUCAAAAGUCACUCAACAAACAUUUAGUUACUCAGUUACAAAUCAUAUUUAUCUCUAUAAAGAUGAACCAAAUAAUUGUAUCUAUUCAAUCAUUUAUCAAAAUAGUUUUAUUUUACCAGAUACUCAUUUAGGUGUUAACGAUCCCUCAAAGGCAAUUGGUAGUUUCAUUACUUCAUUUGGUACUUCAAAUAAACCAACAAUUGGUGGUGAGCAAUCAUCACCAUCAUCAUCAUCAUCUCCAUUAAAUAGUAAUUUAUUUAACCUAGAAGCUACUUCACCACAUACAAUCGAUCAAACUCAUACAGUUACAAAUGAAGUUACAACUGAUAUUUCAAUUGGUAUUAAUUUAGAUGUUAAUCCAGAAGGUCCAGGUGGUGGUGUAUCAUUUGGUGAAAGUUGGUCAUCAAGUUCAAGUGAAACUCAAACUAUUUCUGAUUAUGGAAUUGAAGAAAAGUCAAAUCCUGUAACAAUGGAAAGUGCUUGGGUAUAUCAUCAACAAAUGCCAUUCGAUGUUUAUUAUUUGGGUUUUAAUAAUUUUGGUGAAUGGUAUAAAAGUGCUUUCACUACAAAUGGUCAUGUUGCUCAACCACCACCAUUAUCAACUAGUACUUUACAAACUUCAACCUCUUGGAAAUGGAGAUUAGAUAACUCUUUAAUCGAUAAAUCAAAUAAUCAAUUAAUUGUAAACAUUGAUCUAACUUUAGAUUUAUCUUAUUGUCUUGUUUCAUGUCCUGGUUUUUAUGAUCAUCAUCAUAAAUUAUUUUAUUGUCAUUCAACAUUUUCAAAUUUUCAAACAUUUGAUUUUAAUGCAUUUAAGUAA